Messenger RNA from Notothenia coriiceps (black rockcod), 1827 nucleotides. RefSeq names its product anoctamin-9-like. Gene Ontology annotation, biological process: chloride transmembrane transport. The record is from RefSeq and is a predicted model, not a curated record. Bases 3 to 503 code for a protein of 166 amino acids. Gene Ontology annotation, molecular function: chloride channel activity. The transcript is spliced from 3 exons. Gene Ontology annotation, cellular component: plasma membrane. Lineage: Eukaryota; Metazoa; Chordata; Actinopteri; Perciformes; Nototheniidae.
UCAUGCUGAUCAUCGGCCUGGCUCAUGCCCUGGUGGUGUUUCGAGUGGUGGCUGCACCCUUAAUGUCUGAGGGCAGCUGGGAGUUCAUCAGGGAUCAUGCCAACACUGUGGCUGUGAUGCUGGGAGCUGUGCUGCACUACCUCACCAUUCAGAUAAUGACCCGGGUAAACAGAUGGGUGUCCCUUAAGCUCUGUGACAUAGAGAAGACCAACUCGUUUGCUGCCACAGAGAGGAACUUCACAGUGAAGAUGUUCACCUUCCAGUUCUUCACUCUCUUCUCAUCGCUCUUCUACGUGGCCUUCUUCCUGGGCAGGUACUCUGUAACUGAUUGUGUGUUCUUUUGUUGUGUGUAUGUCUUUCAAGCUCAUGUUGUACUUCCUGCAUCCUUCUGUUGGACACGGUCCCCUUGGGUCUGCAAGUACAUUUCAUCAGAAGAAGGUGUACCUAUCCCUAUGUUUUCAUAUCUUACUACUGCUAAUUUGUUCGCAUGUUUGCACCACUAACCUACCUAGCUUAGCUAUUUUUCUGCGCAUAUUGGGCGUCCUUACAGCGGACAGAAGGACGGAACUAACACAUCCAAGACAGACUUGGCUACAGUUAUAUGUAGCAGCCAAGUGCUGCAUGGCCACUUUCAAUGAAUUGAUAUUGUAUUUAGCCACUAGUGGCUGAUUGCAUUCCUUUGGAGCUGGUGGCUUGGAAAUACAGAUUGCGUGUGAAAGCCUGUUCACAGCAGAGAAAAUAGGUAUUUGAUCCCUUGCAGAUUUUGUAAGUUUGCCCACUUAAAAAUAGAUAAGCAGUCUAUCAUUUGAAUAGUAGGUUUACUUUAACAGUGAGAGUAAGAAUAUAACAAAUGUUUCUAUGGGAUUAAGUUCCGGAGACUGGCUAGCCACCCCUGUCUUGCCUUGGCCGUAUGUUCAGGGUCAUAGUCCUGCUGCAAGACCCCUCCAUGACCCAUUUUCAGUUUCCUGGCUGAGGGAAGGUUACGCUACAUGGCCCUGUACAUCCUCUCCUCGAUGCAGGGAAGUGGUCCUGUCCCCUUAGAAACACCCCAAAGCAUAAUGUUUCCUCCAUGCUUGACGGGGGGUGGGGGGGUGGUGAUGUUCUGGGGUUAUAGUCAGCAUCUCUCUUCCUCCAAACACGGCGUGUCCAGUUGAUGCCAAAGAUCUCUAUGUUGCUCUCAUCUGACCUCAUGAUCUUCUCCCAAGCCUUCUCUGAAUCAUUCAGAUGUUCAUUGUCAAACUUCAGACUGGCCUCAUGUUCUUCUUGAGCAGGGGGGCCUUCAGGCGCUGCAGGAUUUGAUCCAUUAUGGUGUAUUGUGUUACCAAUAGUUUUCUAGGUGACUGUGCUCCCAGCUGCCUUGAGAUCAUUAACAAGUUCCUCCCGUGUAGUUCUUUGCGGAUCCCUCAGCUUUCUCCUGAUCAUCAAAACCCCACGGGGCCAGAUGUUGUGUGGAGCCCCAGACCGAGGGCGACUGAUGCUCAUUUUGUCUUUCUUCUAUUUCUGAAUAAUCACACCAACAGUUGUCUCCUUCUCACCAAGCUGCUUUCUGAUGGUGUUGUAGCCAAUCCCAGCCUUGUACAGGUCUACAAUCUGGUCCCUGAGGUCCUUACCCCUAGAUUCCACCGGGUCCGUCUACGUCGCGUUACGGCCACGUCACGGGUGCGCCGCGGCGUCCGCAAGGAUCGCGGCCACUCUAGUCAAUGGGUGCUCUUCCGCGUUACGGCUCAGAAGCGUCUCGUCCCUGGGCUCCGCUCAAAAUAGGAAUGAAGUCUAUUUUUUGAGGCAUUGCAGAGGCACCUGGCAGGAAGUGGACCGGUCAGAGCAUCC